GUUGUUUUCUAAGCUGCCGGCUUCUUUUGUUGUAUACGAUUUGUUUUGGUUUUUGUGUGAUUCGUUUUUGCCAAGUGGUCCUGAUUGCUUUUGGCAAAAAUGAGUGCUUCAAAUGUGCUUCUACCACUCCUUGCCGCCCUGCUUCUCCUCGUAAUCUCCGUUCACGGAACCCUCUCCCCGGACAGUCAGAAAUCGAAGAGCAAACUAAAGGAAAGUUCACUGCGUGGCGGUCCCCAAGACAGCGAUGUUUUUGAUCUGGGAUUAGUAAGCCCCGAACCGUUGGCCAAGGAUAUCGUGACUAAUCAUCGUGGAUACUUCAAAGAGACAGGAUUGAGGCGCUUUAAUAGCACGACCCUAGGCUAUGUGACACCAUGGAACUCCCAUGGCUAUGAUGUAGCCAAGAUCUUCGCCAAGAAGUUUGAUAUCAUCUCACCGGUUUGGCUGCAGAUCGUAAAGCAGGGGGAUAGUUAUUCCGUGGCUGGAACCCAUGACAUCGAUGCAGGUUGGGUAACUGAUGUCCGAAGAAAGGGAAAACAGUCCCACAAUCAGAGAACAGUUAAAGUGUUUCCUCGAUUCAUAUUCGACCACUUCACCGACCGGGAUAUAAAGCUUUUGCUUAGCGACUCCCAGGAGAGGACAAAAGUCAACGAGGUUCUGAUUAAGUGCUGUAAGGAAAAUGGUUUUGACGGACUGGUUCUGGAGGUUUGGUCUCAGCUGGCUGGACGCAUAGAUGACAAAAUCCUAUACACUUUGGUUCUUCAAAUGGCCAAGGAACUCCAGAAACAGCAGUUACGCCUCAUUCUAGUUAUUCCUCCAUUCCGCAAGGAUACUGGAAACCUUUUUGGCGAAAAACACAUGGACAAGCUGUUCAAGCACAUAUUCGCCUUUUCACUUAUGACCUACGACUUCUCCAGCGUGCAGCGUCCUGGAGCAAAUGCACCUCUCUAUUUUGUGCGAAAAGCUGUGGAGACAAUCGCUCCAGCAGGAUGUACUGAUAUGGCAGUAAAGCGUUCUAAGAUUCUGUUGGGUCUUAAUAUGUAUGGCAAUGAUUACACUCCCGAUGGCGGUGGCCCCAUAACUUUCUCCCAGUACUUGGAUCUAGUGAAACAUGUGAAGAAACAUUUGACUUUCGAUGAGCGGGAUGUGGAAAAUUUCUUUGAGAUCAAAAACGAUGACGGUCGCCACAUUGUCUUCUAUCCCACUCUUUACUCUAUCAACGAGCGAAUAAAGCUGGCCCAGGAGUUGGGCACUGGUAUUUCGAUCUGGGAACUUGGGCAGGGCCUAAACUAUUUCUACGAUCUCUUUUAGAAAUCUCGUAACCAGCACAUACUCCAAAAUAAACUGUCCGCUAUAUUAGCUAAAAAGCUUCUUAACAAUUAAAAUUAGUAUUGAAAUUU
Molecule: messenger RNA, 1397 nt
Organism: Drosophila eugracilis
Lineage: Eukaryota; Metazoa; Arthropoda; Insecta; Diptera; Drosophilidae
Product: chitinase domain-containing protein 1
Exons: 5
Coding region: 100-1308 (402 amino acids)
Biological process (GO): carbohydrate metabolic process
Cellular component (GO): extracellular region
Molecular function (GO): chitin binding; oligosaccharide binding
Source: RefSeq, a predicted model, not a curated record